This is a messenger RNA of Tripterygium wilfordii, 1747 nucleotides long. RefSeq names its product cytochrome P450 CYP72A219-like. The record is from RefSeq and is a predicted model, not a curated record. NCBI's taxonomy places the organism in Eukaryota, Viridiplantae, Streptophyta, Magnoliopsida, Celastrales, Celastraceae. The coding region runs from base 136 to 1650 and encodes 504 amino acids. Gene Ontology annotation, molecular function: monooxygenase activity; oxidoreductase activity, acting on paired donors, with incorporation or reduction of molecular oxygen; heme binding. The transcript is spliced from 5 exons.
AAGAAAAGUCAACAAAUUGAUGCAAUGAAAGGUGUAUAAGGGACCCGCUUUUACUUUCUCUCCAAGACCUGAAACUGAAAGAACUUCGAUCUCACUUUACCCUUCAACUCCAACAAGCCCCAAUACAACCAAAACAUGGAAGGCUUCAUGGUGUACUCUUUUGUGCUACUUGUAAUCCUUUCUUUCAUCAGGCUUGCUCUCACGUUUUGGUGGAGACCAAAGAGCCUAGAGAAGCAUUUGAGGAGGCAAGGUAUCAGAGGCAAUUCUUACAAUCCUUUCCAUGGUGACAUGAAAGAAUUUGUCAAAUCUUGCAAGGGAGCAUGGUCCAAACCCAUGUCCUUGAAUCACCAGAUUGCUCCGCGUGUCUCUCCAUUCUAUCAUCAAAUGGUACAAACUUAUGGAAAAGUUUGUCUUAGUUGGGUUGGAACAAGUCCUAAAUUGAUAGUGGCAGACCCAGAAUUGAUGAGGUUAAUCUUAAAUGACAAGCAGGGUCAUUUUGUGAAGCCCCCACGAAACCCACUUGUGGAUCUUCUACAUCUUGGAGUCUCAUCUUUGGAAGGAGAAAAAUGGGCCAAAAGGAGACGCUUGAUUACACCGGCUUUUCAUUUUGACAAGUUAAAGGGGAUGGUACCUGAAUUUUCAGCCAGUUGUUGUGACUUAAUCAAUAGAUGGAACAAUAUAGUGGGUGAUAAAGGAUCGACCGAGCUAGACGUUGCACCAGAACUUCAAAAUCUUGCUGCAGAUGUUAUAUCUAGGACGGCAUUUGGCAGCAGCUAUGAGGAGGGGAAGGAAAUAUUUGAACUUCAGAAAGAGCAAGUCCGAUUAGUCGUUGAAGCACACUUUGGCUUUUAUUUCCCUGGCUACAGAUUUCUACCAACUAAAAAGAACAAUAGAAGAUACAAAAUAGACAGAGUGGUCAAAGCAACAUUACGGAAUCUGAUAUACAAGAAAGAACAUGCUAUGAAAAAUGGAGACACUAGUUGUGACUUACUAGGCUUGCUGUUGCAAUACAAAGACCAAUCUGAUGGUGGAAUGACCAUAGAAGAUGUGAUAGAGGAAUGUAAGCUGUUUUACUUUGCCGGGCAAGAAACCACCGCGAACUGGCUCACGUGGACGAUGAUUUUAUUAUCAAUGAAUCGUAACUGGCAAGAGAAAGCAAGGGAGGAGGUUUUGAACAUUUGUGGGAAGAAGACGCCUGGAAUUGAAGAUUUGAACCACCUCAAGAUUGUUUCAAUGAUACUACAUGAGGUACUAAGACUCUAUCCGCCAGUGACUCUGGCGAUUCGUUAUACUCAUCAGGAAACCAACAUAGGAGGAAUGUCAAUCCCAGCUGGUGUAGAAUUUCAAUUACCAAUGCUGUUUAUUCACCAUGAUCAUGAAUAUUGGGGACAAGAUGCUGAACAAUUUAGACCAGAGAGAUUCAGUGAAGGUGUGUCAAAGGCAUCGAAAGACAAUGCUUUCUAUCCGUUUGGCUGGGGACCCAGAAUUUGUUUAGGCCAAAAUUUUGCAAUGAUAGAAGCAAAGAUGGCUCUAGCAAUGAUUCUUCAAAAUUUCUCGUUCGAGCUCUCUCCGUUGUACGCUCAUGCUCCUUAUACUGUCAUAACUCUUCAACCCCAACAUGGAGCUCCUAUUAUCCUUCACCCACUCUGAGGUUUUGUAGUUAUAUAUGUGUGUGUAAUAAGGUUGGUUAACAUUGUAACUUCAUGUUAUUGAGGCAAUGUACUGCUAAUGUUUUGUUUGAUCAGAA